Molecule: messenger RNA, 1872 nt
Organism: Glycine soja
Lineage: Eukaryota; Viridiplantae; Streptophyta; Magnoliopsida; Fabales; Fabaceae
Product: actin-related protein 7-like
Exons: 7
Coding region: 371-1363 (330 amino acids)
Biological process (GO): anatomical structure morphogenesis
Cellular component (GO): nucleus
Source: RefSeq, a predicted model, not a curated record
AAAAAAUAGAAAUAAAAGAAAGCGUUGAUAAAUAAUAAUUGGGCGAAAAGAGAAGAGAGAUUGAGUCGAAGGGGUUAGGGUUUAGGAAGGGAUGGAAGCGGCAGUGGUGGACGUCGGCUCUAAGCUCCUCAAAGCGGGCUUUGCAAUUCCUGACCAGACUCCCGCCAUGGCCCGCACUUGGAGAGGUUUUAUCUCCUUCAAUGCAUAAUUCUAAGUUUCUAACCCACUUAGCUAUUCUCAAGUAUUACUUUGGACUUCACAACCGCACAAUCAUAUCACCACUUUAGUACCUACCUAUACCUAACUAUCUAUCUCUGUCAGAAUCCCUAAUUGACCUUCUUUCCAUUGGACUCAGAUAAUUCCCACUCAGAUGAAGCAAUUACUCGAUGAUGGAUCCGUCGCAGAUAAUUCACUGGCUGACAAUGUCACCGUUGAUCCCGUUGUGCGAGGAUUUAUUAGAGAUUGGGAUGCAAUUGAGGAUUUGUUGCACCAUGUUUUGUAUACCGGCCUCGGAUGGGAAAUUGGCAAUGAAGGACAAAUACUAUUUACAGAUCCACUUUGUACCCCAAAGGCGAACAAAGAACAGUUGGUGCAACUAAUGUUUGAAACAUUCAAUAUAUCAGGAUUUUAUGCCUCAGAACAAGCAGUGUUAUCACUCUAUGCUGUGGGACGUAUCUCAGGCUGCACUGUUGAUAUUGGACAUGGAAAAAUAGAUAUUGCACCGGUAAUUGAGGGUGCUGUUCACCACAUCGCCUCGAGAAGAUUUGAGUUUGGAGGUACUGAUCUAACUAAUUUCCUGGCUCAAGAACUUGGCAAGUCCAAUCCACAAGUAAAUAUCAGCAUGUCUGAUGUGGAAAAAAUAAAAGAGUUGUACUCAUGCUGUGCUGAAGAUGAAUUAGCUUAUCAGAAGACCGAAUAUUCUUGUCCUGUGGAGAAGCACACCCUUCCUGAUGGACAGGUGAUAGCAAUUGGGAGAGAAAGAUAUACUGUUGGGGAAGCUUUAUUCCAGCCAUGUCUACUGGGUUUAGAGGCUCAUGGCAUUGUUGAUCAGCUUGUCCGUGCUAUUUCAACUGUGUCAUCUGAUAAUCAACGACAGCUGCUGGAAAAUACUGUGGUUUGUGGUGGCACUUCUUCUAUGACAGGUUUUGAAGAGAGAUUUCAGAAGGAAUCUAGCUUAAGUUCAUCUGCUGUUCAACCUACCCUCGUUAAGCCUCCAGAAUACAUGCCAGAAAAUUUAACCAUGUAUUCUGCAUGGGUGGGAGGUGCCAUACUUGCCAAAGUGGUUUUCCCUCAAAAUCAGCAUAUAACCAAGGCAGACUAUGAUGAAACCGGACCUUCCAUUGUUCACCGGAAAUGCUUCUGACAGUAUCUAUCCACAUGAUUUUAACAACUGUUGGUACCGUAACAUGCCAUAAUCCUUGUAUAUUCCAAGUGCUAGAUGUCCAUGUGCGUGCAUAUCUUAAAAGCUGCAGCGAUCUCCAUUAAUGCAAUCUUCUCACUCUUUACGACUUCCUAGGUUGCAGUCGAAGAUUUCCAUAAAUACUUGUUCCUCAAACAUGUUGGAGCUCUAGGAGCUUGCAUAUCUUUAUAAUGUGGAUAUCCCCUGUAAAAUAUUCACUUUGGCCCUUUGUAACCUUGUGGGCUGUAGCUACUAGCACACCCCUUUGUUCCUUUUUUAUGAUAGUUUUGUAAUUUUUGUCUUAAAAUUAUGAAUUAGUAAUAUAUCUCAUUAAUAGUUUGGAAGGGAAGUUAUAGGCAAGACUUCUAAUCAACUUUCCCUUAACUGCAGUAUACGUAGUUGUUAUACCUUUUACGUGACUAUGGUUUCAUGCAAUAGGUGCUGUGAAAUGAGAUGAAGCAAUUAACUCUGCA